AUGGCCACAGCUGCCGUAACCGUCCCCGGUGGCGCCGGCGCAUCGGGCGUGAUCCCAUGCCCACUGCCCGCGACGGUGGAAGAUGCCAUUUGCGCUGUGCAAAAGACGCAGCCAGGUGAGCCAUGUCAAACGUGGCUGGGAGAAUGCCGUGCUUUCCCGGGUGUCCAAUAUCUAAAACCAGGCACUGCCCUGGAAGCUGCUGCGUAUACCUUGGUGAGCUAUGAUACCUUGGGCAGCAGUGCCAUCAACGUCCCACAAACGGAAUGCCGUGGGAUCAACUUGAAGCAGCUGUCGCAGCUGGUGGAUUUCAUCCGUGACCAUGCGCACCUCUGUGUGGAGACGUGCAGCUUCGUGGAGCUCGUUGCCAAAGACGCAGAAACGCAGUUCCCGUGUUGGUUUGUAAGUCAUGCGUGGCAAGAAGCCGUGUGUCGCUUUGUUGCUUGCCUGCGCCAGCACGCGGAACUGCGGAAUGCCGCGGGACUAGCAUACUGGGUCUGUGCGUACGCAAAUAAUCAACACAAGCUGCAGGACGAGAUCUCGGCGAACCCACGUGGGACGUCCUUCUACAAGGCCAUGAAACUGGCCGUUGGGGUCGUGCUGAUCUUGGACCAGGAUGUUGAAGAGCGGAACACCGGGACGCCACUGCUGCUGGAUGUGGCCGCGACUGACUCCUCCAAUGAGGCGCACGUGAUCACUGAUGGUCUGGCAGCCCCAGAGGCGCGUUUGAUGCCGCUGCUGGGCUUUUUGGCGAAGGCCUUGCGCGAAGCGAACUUUCCCACGUUGCUCGCGCAGAAGGGUCUCAGCGUCGACAUCUCAAAGGCUGACGCCAGCAAAGCAGAGGACAAGAUCCGUAUCCUCAAUUGCAUCAGACUGCCGCAAGCAAGGACGAAGGAAUUGACUGACGUCGCGCCCCUUCAAGAUCCAAAUUAUUCGGCUGUGAACAAGGCCCUGGCAGCGCAUUUUGCCAUCGCUUCCUGGUUUGGUGCCGUUACGCAGGGGCAGGACACCAGCAACCUUCGGAGAGCCCUGGCGGCCGACAGCUCACGGCAUAUGGUGGAGUUGUCCUUCACAGGCUGCCGUGGCUUUGGGGAUGACUCGCUGCAGCAGCUGCUGAAUCACUUGCCGAGGAAACUGCGUCUGCUCCGCUUGGAUCUGGCCUUUACCGGGGUCCAAUCAUGGAACUUCCAGAAGGAGAUGCCUCCACUGGAGCAGCUCACCCUGCGCUUCACGGGCUCCAGGUUGGCAGAUGCGUCCGGCUUGGCACAGAUGCUCGACACAGAGCAGUGCCUCGCACUGUCGCUGAAAUCUUUGCAGCUGUGGUUUUCCAACCUUCCGUCCUUGGUGGAGCUGGGCUCAUGGGAGCCGCUCACAAAGCUACAGCUGGAAGAGUUGGUUUUGCAGCUGAAGCGCUGUGGCCAAGUUCCUCCUGAAGCAAAGCAGUCGUUGAUCCUCCGCUGCAUUCAUUGCCACAUUGUCACAUUGGAGGUGGAGCUGGCUGGUAGCAAGGCCGUGGACUACGUAGAUUUUGACGACGCCAUUGACGACAGUGGAGGACGAGCUCCCUUUCCAUGCAGCCACAGCAGAUGCCAUGAAUUCCACGAAAAUGUUCAUGGCUUUUGCCCUAAACAUCGGCUACUGCGACACUGUUGGAAGCUGGCAUCCUGGUGGCGGACAGCUUGGCGAUGGGCCGAACUCAGCUUACUUUUUACAUUGCAGGCUGCUGCUGAGAUUCAGCAGCGGACGACCCUUGCCGUGAUCCUGCUGUCGCUGUACCCUGUUGCCUGCUUGUCACUGGAAGAGUCUUUGGGAGUUCCAUGGGCUGCGAUCUGCACUUUGCUCUCCGUGAUAGUGCUGAGUAGCAUCGUGACUACGAGCAUUCGCUUUGACACCGUGAGAGCGCAAAUUCUGCAGGAAGCGGUGGCAACAGAAGCGAGUUACUCCCAGGUGCCCUGUUCGAAUCCUUCCAGUGUUUGUUCUUUCACAAGAUGUAUGAUGUAUGUCAAUGUAUGUCUCUUUGAAAGGUUUCUGACACGUUUAUCCCCAAUAAGAAUCAGAGUGGGACAAUCGAAAGCCAAACCGAGAAAACCGAGAGAGACAAGAACGCCAUGA
This is a messenger RNA of Cladocopium goreaui, 2109 nucleotides long. Lineage: Eukaryota; Dinophyceae; Suessiales; Symbiodiniaceae. The record is from the annotation of a GenBank genome assembly.